Microplitis demolitor is the source of this 1572-nucleotide messenger RNA. RefSeq names its product tektin-4-like. Gene Ontology annotation, cellular component: microtubule cytoskeleton; nucleus. Gene Ontology annotation, biological process: cilium movement involved in cell motility; cilium assembly. The record is from RefSeq and is a predicted model, not a curated record. Lineage: Eukaryota; Metazoa; Arthropoda; Insecta; Hymenoptera; Braconidae. Bases 1 to 1572 code for a protein of 523 amino acids. The transcript is spliced from 7 exons.
AUGCUGAACCGUCAGUAUCUGGACUUGAGAUGCAGCUCAAAUGACCCAGGGAGGGUCCGUGAUGAACGAUCUCGUAUUGACGAACGUCCGACGGCUGAAAAUUUAACCCCUAGUCCGAAAAUAGAACCUUGUGGCAUUGAAAACUUUAAUUACAAGCCGGAAGCAGGAGAUUGUCCAACGGUUGAUGCAUUAAGAGAACGUACAGCAGACGAUGGAAAACCUCCAGCGUAUUUUCCUCAACCCGACGACAAUAUUCCAGCAAUCGAUGAAGGACCGAUGGGUCCAGUGGGUCCUUGGGCAACUGGUCGGCCUGUUUUUUCUCCUAGGUCUGGAAUGACUGGCUUGAGGCCGGUUGUUGAUCGUUACUCUAUGACUCGGUACACUCCCGCUCAGUGGCGGAGUCAUAAUCAAACUUUUUUUGAUCAAUCAAGUCGAAUGAUUAAUAACGCCAGGACAUUGGCGAAGAAUGUACGAGAGCAUAACAAAAUAAUUUAUAGAGAAACAGACAAAAAUCAACUGGAGAAUAGAGACAGAUUGAGUGGACGAGCUGGAGAAAUUCAUCACUGGAAAACGGAGCUCGAGCGUGCACUUAUUGAACUCACUGACGAGAUUGAAUUACUUGAAACUGAGCAUCGACGUGUUAAGCAAUCACUCUCGGUGUUGACUAUUCCUGAGUCAAUUGCUGGUGAAUUUUUGCAAAUACGGUCAACAAGAAUGGAACCUGAUCUUGUACGUGAUAAAGUUGAAGAUGAACUUGUAAAGGAGGUAGCAUUGUGCGCUGUUGUAAGAGAUGUACUUAAUAAAACCCGUGAAUCAAUAGAAGAUGAAUUAUCGGAAUUAAAAGCUGUUAAAACACGCCUUGAAUUUGAUUUAACCGAUAAAGUUGAUGCUUAUGCUAAUGAUUCAACGUGUGUUGGAUUUACUAAUGAUUCUCCGUUAAUUAUGAUGAAGCCUGGAGCUACGAGAGUUCCACCUGAGCAAUCAUCGCCAGAAGGAUAUGAUAAUUUUACAAAAGAAAAUUUGAUAACUUGCGAAAAUAUUCGACAAAAAUCGACAUCUCUAAGAGCAACUUUAAAUGAUACUUAUUUGCGAGUUGUCAGAGAUUUGCGACAACAAGCGACUCAAGUUGACUUGGCAUUGACGGAAAAUGUCAAUGUCACUGAACAAGUUUGCCAGGCAUUGGAAAAAGAAUUAGUUAAUUGUCUGAAUCAAUUAUCAGAUACCGAAAAAUUAAUUGAAGAAUUGCGAGGAGCAAAUAGAGGUUUGAAAGAUGCUAUGAAAGUGGCACAAACACGUUUGAGUAUUCGGCUCGAGCGUAGAAAUGUUGAAAAUUGUCGUGACAUUCCACAAUAUGGAUUGAUUGAAGAAGUGAAAACUAUCGGAGAAAAUUUAACGUCAAUGGCUGAUCAAUUGCGACAAGCGGAGGAAACACAGGCGGGUCUAGUAAAAUCCCGCGGUGACUUGGAACGUGAAAUAAUGGUAAAGAGAAAAACUCUUUACAUAGAUAGAGAUCGUGGACAAUUGUUACGUUCAUUCUACCCCUCAGCAGAAGCAUUGUCUGGCCACGUAUAA